This is a messenger RNA of Kogia breviceps (pygmy sperm whale), 1416 nucleotides long. The record is from RefSeq and is a predicted model, not a curated record. NCBI's taxonomy places the organism in Eukaryota, Metazoa, Chordata, Mammalia, Artiodactyla, Physeteridae.
AUGCCUCACCGCAUCUACAGAAAAUCCUUUUCCUCAUUUGACAGGACAUUCCUGCUCCCUAGAAAUCGCUCCCUUUGGUGGAGCCCAGCGGUGUCCGAGAGCAGCAGCCGCAACCCCUUGGCUGCCCCCAGUCCUCUCCAGGGCUCGCUGGAGGCCUGCCUCUCCUCAGGGGUCCUGUAUCCCCCGGGGGUGGCGACUGACGACGCUCAGAAGUUCAAAGAGGCGGCAGGGCCCGCGGUCAGCAGCGCGCACGGGCCAACCAAGGUGCGCCUGCGCGAGAAGCGCCUCCGCGUGACUGACGGGGGAAUGCGCGGGCCAACAGGCUGGGCAUCAGAGCGCCGGGCGGGGGAAGUGAGCGCUGGCGUGGGGGAGGAGGCAGGAACCGCGAGGGCGCCUCAGGAGCACGGCGGUGGGGAAGGGGGCGGCUCGGGGCCCUGCGCGGCGUCCGGGGGAGGCGGCUUCGGGGGUUCAGUGGCGGCGGCGUCAGGCGGCAAAUCCAGUGGUGGGGGCUGUGGAGGCGGCGGUGGUUACCUGGCCUCCUCCUCUUCCUCCGUGGCGGCAGCGGCGGGGGCCGCGGUGUUACCGGUGAAGAAGCCGAAAAUGGAGCACGUCCAGGCUGACCACGAGCUUUUUCUCCAGGCCUUUGAGAAACCAACACAGAUCUAUAGGUUUCUUCGAACGCGAAAUCUUAUAGCGCGGUAACCAGUAUUUUUGCAUAGAACUCUUACUUACAUGUCUCAUCGAAACUCCAGAACAAACAUCAAAAGGAAAACAUUUAAAGUUGAUGAUAUGUUAUCAAAAGUAGAGAAAAUGAAAGGAGAGCAAAAAUCUCAUAGCUUGUCAACUCAUCUGCAGCUUACAUUUACUGGUUUCUUCCACAAAAAUGAUAAGCCAUCACAAAAUUCAGAAAAUGAACAAAAUUCUGUUACCCUGGAAGUCCUGCUUGUGAAAGUUUGCCACAAAAAAGGAAAGGAUGUACGUUGUCCAAUAAGACAAGUUCCUACAGGUAAAAAGCAGGUGCCUUUGAAUCCUGACCUCAAUCAAACAAAACCUGGAAAUUUCCCGUCCCUUGCAGUUUCCAGUAAUGAAUUUGAACCUAGUAACAGCCAUAUGGUGAAGUCUUACUCAUUGCUAUUUAGAGUGACUUGUCCAGGAAGAAGAGAGUUUAAUGGAAUGAUUAAUGGAGAAACCAAUGAAAAUAUUGAUGUCAAUGAAGAACUUGCAGCUAGAAGAAAACGAAAUCGUGAAGAUGGAAAAACAUUUGUUGCACAAAUGACAGUAUUUGAUAAAAACAGGCACUUACAGCUUUUAGAUGGGGAAUAUGAAGUAGCCAUGCAGGAAAUGGAAGAAUGUCCAAGAAGCAAGAAAAGAGCAACAUGGGAGACUAUUUAUGAUGGGAAGGUAUGGACUACUUAG